Diplodia corticola is the source of this 1452-nucleotide messenger RNA. Its product is annotated as major facilitator superfamily transporter. The transcript has 6 exons. Gene Ontology annotation, cellular component: membrane. The record is from RefSeq and is a predicted model, not a curated record. Lineage: Eukaryota; Fungi; Ascomycota; Dothideomycetes; Botryosphaeriales; Botryosphaeriaceae. Gene Ontology annotation, biological process: transmembrane transport. Gene Ontology annotation, molecular function: transmembrane transporter activity. Bases 1 to 1452 code for a protein of 483 amino acids.
AUGUCGGACCCAAUCAUGGAGAAGAAGCAAGCGGAGCAUGUGGAGCACGUGGAAGAUUUGGAUGAAGAGAAGCUGAAGCAAAAGCACGGAAAGCAAGACUAUUCCGGUGCUACUGAGAAGACAGAUCCAGUGGAGAUUGCCUUGGUCAGGAAGCUGGACCGUUGGAUCAUGCCUAUGCUUUGGUCGAUGUACUGGCUCAACUACCUCGAUCGAAAUGCAAUCGCACUUGCCCGGCUCAACAACUUGGAGGAGGACCUUGGCCUUACUGGAACCCAAUACCAGACCUGCGUCAGCAUCCUUUUCGUCGGCUACCUACUUGGUCAGGUUCCCAGCAACAUGUUCCUAACGCGGACUCGCCCUUCGUGGUACAUGGGGUGUUGCAUGAUGCUUUGGGCCGUCGUCUCGGCUUUGACGGCCUUGUCAAAGGACUUCAAGGGCUUGCUCCUCACCAGGUUCUUCCUUGGUGUCACAGAAGCCCCUUAUUACCCCGGCGCUCUCUACAUGCUCAGCAUCUUCUACACCCGCAAGGAGAUUGCCACCCGCAUCAGCAUCCUCUAUACCGGCAACAUCUUGGCCACCGCUUUCGCCGGCCUGAUCGCUGCCGGCAUCUUCCACGGAAUGGACGAUCUGGGCGGCAUCUCCGGCUGGCGCUGGUUGUUCAUCUUGCAGGGCAUCGUCACCUUCGUCAUCGCCGUCGCUGGCUGUUUUAUCCUCCCCGACUUCCCACACAACACCAAGUGGCUCACCCCCGACGAAAGACAGCUCGCCACGGCCCGGAUCGAGCGGGACACGGUUGGCCUGAAGGGCAAGGGCAGCCCUUGGGAUGGCUUCAUGCAGGCGGCCAAGGACCCCAAAGUCUGGCUGUUCGCCUUCAUGCAGCACCAGCACCUAGCCGCCAACGGCUUCAAGAACUUCUUCCCCACCGUCGUCGAAACCCUCGGCUUCAACACGACCAUCACGCUCGUGCUGACCUGCCCGCCCUACGUCAUCGCGGGCGCCAUCUCCAUCGCCGUGUCGUGGUCGUCGGGCCGGUUCAACGAGCGGACCUGGCACAUCACCUGCUCCAAGCUGGUCGCCAUCCUGGGCUUCGCGCUGGGCGCCGCCACCAUGAACAUGGGCGCGCGCUACUUCGCCAUGGUCGUCUUCGCCUCGGGCACCUACGGCGUCAACUCCAUCAUCCUCGGCUGGGUCGGCGCCACCUGCGGCCAGACGCCCGAGAAGAAGGCCGUCGCGCUGAGCAUCGUGAACACCGUGGCGAACAUAUCCUUCAUCUGGACUCCGUAUCUGUGGUAUGACGAAGACGCGCCGCGCUACGUCGUCGCCAUGGGAUCUAGCGCUGGCUUCAGUUUCCUGUGCUUCGUCUGCGCGUGGAUCAUGAGGCUCGCCCUUAAGCGCAAGAACAAGAAGAUGAGGCAGUCCCAGGACGAGACGACGCUCUUCUACGCCUACUAA